AUGGCAGACCCGUGGCAUGGCCGUCCUCCUGCAACAGAACUCUCUAGAGCAGAGCGUUUCAAAGCUACGCACCUCGCCGCGCGCCAUGGCAACUACCACCAAUAUUACGCCAAGUUCCGGGCGCCCACUGUCCCAGACGAACGCCUUUCUAUUCUUCCAUCAGAGAUCCUCUGCAACGCGCGAGUCAUAGACCUCGGCUGCAACGCGGGCAAACUGACCUAUGAGGUGAUAGCGCACUGCGGCGCAGCCUCCGCAGUCGGCGUCGAUAUCGACCCAUGGCUGGUCGAGCAGGCGAAGGCGGCAUAUCCGGACGGGCCGUGCACAUUUGAGCACUUUGACUUCGUGGAUGCGUCCGCAUAUAAGGGCACCGCGCUGGGCAAGUUCGACGUUGUCCUACUGCUCUCUGUGACCAAGUGGAUUCAUCUGAACAACGGGGACGCCGGGAUAUUGACGCUAUUUGCGCAUAUACGAAGUAUACUGAAUGAGGGGGGUUAUCUCGUUAUUGAGCCGCAGCCUAUGAGCAAUUAUGCGAGGGCUUCGAAGAAAAAUAAAGAAUUGAGAGAGAUGUAUAAGACUAUCCAGAUUAAACCACCGUUUGAUGAUGAGUUGAAAGCGCGGGGAUUUGAGAGGAUACAUAAUUUUGAGAGGGACGAGGAAGGGUUUGCUAGGCCUGUGCAUGUUUGGAGGAAAAAAGUAUCAUAA
Molecule: messenger RNA, 702 nt
Organism: Aspergillus pseudoviridinutans
Lineage: Eukaryota; Fungi; Ascomycota; Eurotiomycetes; Eurotiales; Aspergillaceae
Product: class I SAM-dependent methyltransferase
Exons: 1
Coding region: 1-702 (233 amino acids)
Molecular function (GO): O-methyltransferase activity; RNA methyltransferase activity
Source: RefSeq, a predicted model, not a curated record